UGAUCACGUUGACGUUCGGCUCUGUUUCACAAAUUCAAAUUUCCAUCGAACGUCGGUCGAUAUUUCUCUAAAAAAAGGCUCGUAUCAAGUGAAUCUCGUGUUCAGUUUCCCGAGGAAUCAUGUUAUUAAAAAGAUCAACGGUUCGCAAUCAUCUUAAGAUGAUUCUACGAACGGAUUAGAAGCGGAAAGGACGCAAAUUCACAUGCUCCCUGUGAAAAUUGUUACAAUACUCUGCUCAUUGUGAACCGGCACAUGUACACUCAUCGAUCAAAAGGGAAUGUUUGUUUUGCUUUUCUCUGCCUUCGAGACUCGAGCCAUCGCGAAGGUUUUAAGGAGGAAGCAAUUAUAAGAGACAAAUAAAAUAAUGGCAGGCAGUGGUGAGCUUUGGGUACAGUGUUUCACUUGUUGCUUGACACAGCAAGGACCAAGAACACGAAAUGGAAGGCAGAGGUCACAUCAGAGGCUAAGGAUAGACCGCAGUAUGAUAGGAGUGCCUACAAAUUUUAGACAUACUGGUCACAUUAGCAGUGGAGAUCUUGACAUGAGCAGUGCACAGUUAUCAAAUAUUCAAGCACAGAUGCAGAUGAAGGGUGGCUACGAUAAUGCUUACGGCGUUAAGGCAUGUUGAAAAUAACUGUACAGUGCAUUUAGACUGGCCUGGAAACAAUCUUACAACAGGACUAAAAGAAAUUGACUGAGUUUUUAAUGUCUAUGUUCCUUGUGUUAAGACAAACAUACGUGUAGCUUAUUGUAUGUGUAGAAUGUGCUCGAAUGAAAAACUCGAAUUUUUUACACUGAGAAAUAAGUUAAACUGAGUUCACAAGGAAUGUUGCUAAUCUCUGCAGAGAUAGUAUUAAGAAUGUGCAUUUUAAUUACAAAUUGCAUUUAACUGUCGUACAAAUGAAACUUCUAUAUUAAAGACUGGAUAUUCAGUAGAGACAGAAACUGCU
Molecule: messenger RNA, 950 nt
Organism: Dufourea novaeangliae
Lineage: Eukaryota; Metazoa; Arthropoda; Insecta; Hymenoptera; Halictidae
Gene: Spec2
Product: CDC42 small effector protein homolog
Exons: 4
Coding region: 365-628 (87 amino acids)
Biological process (GO): regulation of Rho protein signal transduction
Cellular component (GO): plasma membrane
Molecular function (GO): small GTPase binding
Source: RefSeq, a predicted model, not a curated record